GGCGAUGACGUAGAGACUCUUUCCUUGUUAGUCUUAAGAAUAUCGGGAAGCAUCUGGCGACCCUUAAAUUUUGUACCACUCCCCUACAGGUGGCAUGAGGAAAGCGCUUUCAUCAUCGCAACAACAGGACGAAGUGAAACGCCUUUACGUGCCUCCCCAAUUUCAAAUCCUAUUCAAAGAAAAAAAAUUACUGUGAGGAAACCUUUGGAUACAUUCAAAUAUCUGCGUGCACUCAAAUGUAAAACUUUCGCUUCCCCCACAUUAUGGAUUGUGCUGCGUAUCUCCUGAAAUUAAUCUGGACCCGAAUCGCGUUAGGCAAACGCCUACCGACGGUAGUAAAGUUUUCCUGGGAGCAUCCCCAAAAGAUAAAGUUUAGGACGAUGGCGCCGUUAUACAAGCUCAAACCUUUUGCAACAGCCCUCGAGUGUCAAGCCCCCGAGGCAAUAGCUACAACUUUUGUGUUUUUGUGGCUUAUUGUGUAUCCAUGGACGCUUCUGUCCUGGACACCCAUCCCCGAAGCCCACUUUGCAUAUUUGGUAGUGUCGACGGCAUCCCUCCUCGACAGAAGCACUUAAUUCAAUAAUAAAUUGCCAUCCCUGCCCGGGUAGAGCCAGGAUAACCGACCCACCGAUAACCGAGUUACAAAUUUAACAGGGUUUCUGUGUCUGUUUCCGGGGAAGUGAAGCUCCGGGGAUGACUAUGAGGAUGGGAACGGGAAAGGAGGCCAAAGCCAAGCCCCCUUGCCAACAACCCGGGAGGCGCUGAGGGUUUGCGGUGGGUAAGCGUAUAAUUCUUAAUCGUGAAUGCUUCACUUAAAGUUUCCCAGAAAUCCGAAGCCACCCCGCGGGGAAUCUUCCGCAAAAAUAGAUACUAUACGAUUAUAUAUUUUUUACAUAGGCGGAGGAUAGUGGAGAGUUGAGAGGAUAUCACAAUUAAGGGGGGAAUAUACAUUGAAACCUUGGAAAAUCAUUUUUGGAAAAUCAAUUUUAAAAGAAGAUUUUUAUGAAUUCUGUAUGUAUUUUUAUGAACUUUUUGUUUUUGAAGUUCAUUUUGUAUUUUUUUAUAAAUUACUUUUGUAAUGAGUUCCUAAAGAUAUUAAAUCUUUAAGUUAUAAUUUAAAGUUUAAUAAAAUAUUUUAGAAAUAUAUAUUUUUUAAUAUAUUUUAAAUCCUAAAGAAAAUAACAAAACCCCCCCUUGAAAGCGAAAGUUGAGGAAACCGCAGGACUUCUAAGGACCUUCAUAUACGAAAUGCUUAUGUACUAGCCUGCAGUGGUGUGUGUGCGUGUGAGGCCGCCAUUAUUGAGCGGAAAGUGGCAAAAACCAACCCCGGAGCAGCCAACCCAGAGGCAGACAGACAACAAAUCGAUGAAUGAAGCGACCCUCGCGAAGGGUACGUGAGCGCAGGACUUGCGCGCGCGUAUGUGUGCGUUUCAUGUGUAUAUGUGAGUGUGUGUGUGUGUGUGCGUAGGUAGGCAGCUAGGUAGUUCCGCUGCCAGAGUCCUGGCCGCGCUCAAUGAACGAGAAAUCUCUUUAAAUUGUGCGCUGGCGGCGGAGGAGAGCUCAGUUCGAGUUGAGAUCUUGCAGCGCACACACAGCUUCGCUUGCCACAAACCAAUCCGAAAUCCGUGUACAGUGUUUUCACAACCCACCUACAAUCCACCUACCAAGUGCUUCAGUGACGUAAAAAGAAGACUCUUGUCUAGAAACCUACGAAAAUGUCGACGGUUAACUUGCAUCCUCCCCAAACCUACUCGCGCCUAUUCCGUCCCUGGGAUACGCAGCGCCAGUCUCCGGCUCCAACGACUCGGGCCGUGAAGCAGGAACGCCAAAUGGAGACAGAGCCGAUGCCAGAGCCGGGAACCCUUACCAUCAAGACGGAGCUGGCCAGCAGCAGCUUUGGACACGAUAGCGACCGCGAUUCCUCAUCCGCGUCAUCCUCCUCGUCGCGCAGCAGCAAAUCCAGCUACGAGGAUGGAUUGAACCACAGCAGCUACACCCGCACCUCCACACCCCUACUGGAUGUGGCGCCGCAGCCCGCCUUCCCCCAUCCGACCAACGCCGCCUGCCCCUCCUCCGCCGUGCCUCAGCCGCAGCAGGCACCGUUCCUGCCGCCGGCAAGUGAUCUCUACUAUGCCGCCGCUGCUGCCGCUGCCGCCGCUGUCAAUACUCCCGCCGCUGCUGCUGCUGCCGCAGGCUUCGGCAUGGAUCCCUUCACCCUGGGCCUGAUGGAGCAGGAGUACGCCCGUGUCAUGGCAGAAGAUGCUCAGCUGAAGGCGCUGAACGCCCGCAAGCAGCGCCCCAAAAAGUUCAAGUGCCCACACUGCGACGUGGCCUUCUCCAACAACGGUCAGCUCAAGGGCCAUAUCCGCAUCCAUACCGGCGAACGCCCCUUCAAGUGCGACGUCGACACCUGCGGCAAGACCUUCACCCGCAACGAGGAACUGACGCGCCACAAGCGCAUCCACUCCGGGCUCCGGCCAUAUCCGUGCAACGCCUGCGGAAAGAAGUUCGGACGCCGCGACCAUCUCAAGAAGCACAUGAAGACGCACAUGCCGCAGGAACGCCAACUGGGCCCGGCCAUCUUUGUGCCCAUGUACCCCUACCUGUACGGCUACUGAAACG
Molecule: messenger RNA, 2622 nt
Organism: Drosophila ananassae
Lineage: Eukaryota; Metazoa; Arthropoda; Insecta; Diptera; Drosophilidae
Gene: hkb
Product: Krueppel-like factor 2
Exons: 3
Coding region: 1716-2618 (300 amino acids)
Biological process (GO): regulation of transcription by RNA polymerase II
Molecular function (GO): DNA-binding transcription factor activity, RNA polymerase II-specific; RNA polymerase II cis-regulatory region sequence-specific DNA binding
Source: RefSeq, a predicted model, not a curated record